GUCCCAAACAGCUCCGAGAUUUGGAAUAUUUGCUUACUGUCUAGUAGCAAAAUGGCGACUGUCAUUCAGAAUCCUCUCAAAUCGCUAGGUGACCAGUUCUACCGGGAGGCCAUAGAACACUGUCGCAGCUACAACGCCCGUCUGUGUGCCGAGCGAAGCGUCCGUAUGCCCUUCCUGGACAACCAAACUGGCGUGGCCCAGAACAACUGCUACAUCUGGAUGGAACAGCGCCACCGCGGGCCAGGUCUGGGUGCUGGACAGUUGUAUGCAUACCCAGCUCGGUGUUGGAGGAAGAAGAGGCGGCUUCACCCCCCUAUGGACCCUCAGCUACGACUCUGUGAACUACGACUGGAGGCAGAGCUGGCCCCUAAGAGGGAGCCCUCCCCAGGAGAGGCCACAGCUCUGGAGACUCUGCUCAGAGGGGAGGGACAACUGGAGAAGAAGAAAGACAUAAUUAAGGAGGACGAGACCCUUCUGGAGAUACAGAGGGUCUUGGAGGCUGACGAGAAUGGGGACGAUUUUCAUCAUGACAAUGAGGACUUUGAAGUGGACACUCCGAAGAGGAAGCAGAGGAAAGGAAGGGGCCGAGGAUCCAGCCGCAGGAGGGCGGAGGCUGUGUCCAACGACGACGUGGAGAAACCUUACGUCUGCGACAACAGAUACAAACAAAAGCAUAACUCAAAAACUGCUGACUCAGUCUGUGGGAAGCGCUAUAAGAACCGUCCAGGUCUGAGCUACCACUACGCACACACACACCUGGCGGAGGAGGAGGGGGAGGAGAGGGAGGAGAGGGAGGAAGAGAUGCCUCCGACCCCGCCACCACACCGACCAGACCCAGACCCCGACAACCACAAAUCUCAGAGGGCGGCAGAUGGCUCCAUCAUCCCUAACGACUACUGUGACUUCUGUCUGGGAGACUCUGACUCUAACAGGAAGACUGGCCAGGCUGAGGAGCUGGUGUCCUGCUCUGACUGCGGCCGCUCCGGCCACCCUACCUGUCUGCAGUUCACAGACAACAUGAUGAUGGCGGUGAAGACCUACCAGUGGCAGUGCAUCGAGUGCAAGUCCUGCAGCCUCUGUGGCACCUCCGAGAACGACGACCAGCUGUUGUUCUGUGACGACUGUGACAGAGGAUACCACAUGUACUGUCUGAAGCCCCCCAUGACCAAACCUCCUGAAGGGAGCUGGAGCUGUCACCUGUGUUUGGAUCUGUUGAAGGACAAGGCCUCAGCCUAUGAAGAACCAUAGCUUCUCUAACACACACACACACACACACACACACACACACACACACACACACACACACACACACACACACAAUGGAUUUACAGGCUCAGGGUGCAUAUCCAGUCUCAUCUCGUUCAGUAUCUCAGUACUAUCCUCUACCUCUGAAGAUGAAACAAUGUCAUGAUGUGGGUUAUAAAAAACCACAAAGAGAAUCGUCAAAUAGGAAUCUUUGCUACACAGUGUUUGACACUAUGCUGUUCUACAAUGUAGUCUCUUCUGACUGUUUGCUCGCGAGAGAUGUUUGUGCUGAGGUAAAAAAACAAAAACACAUUAUGUACCGGAAACAAGGAGAAUUUAUGUCUGUUUGUUUGAAUUUCAGUUUCCAGUCCUCUCCUUGUUAAAAUGUCACAGUGACGUUGUUUCAUAUUGCACCAAGACAUAUCAAGCAUCGUUUUAUUUUUUGAGGAGUCAUUGCAGCUAUUAUUUAAUUUCAGUUGGAUAUUAGCCAGGUUUGUGGUUACUAGGAUACUUAAAAGUACCUCAUGACAAUGAUCUAAAGCGUUAUUAAUUUAAAACUGGUCUUAUUUAUACAUUUCUGGUUAUUGUGACUGUUGGAUGGAUGCUUUUGUUUGUAAAGUGAAGCAACACAAUAUGGUGGCAAAUCCUGCUCCACUUCCCAAGUUCUGGUUCCUAGAUCAUGUUGCGUUCUCUGUUAAAAUGUGUUACCAUGCAAUAGGGUUUACAUGUUGUUCAUAUUUUCUAGAUCGGUGUGGAAACUGGUAAAGGGCUAUAUACAGAGAGAAACAUUCAACAUUCACGCCCCUGGACUUUCCCCAUAUCAUUUAAUUGUCUUUAAUUGUUUUUUUUGUUUUUUUUGUUUGUCAACAAUCUACACAAAUUACUCUCUAAUGUAAAAGUGGAAGAAAAACUCAAACAUUUGUGUAAAAAAGAAGAAGAAGGAAAAAGAAAAUCUUGAUUACAGAAGUAUUCAACCCCCCCCUCGGUCAAUAAAUGUUAGAAUCACCUUUUUUAGCAAUUACAGCUGUGAGUCUUUCUGGGUAAGUCUCUUAAAGAGCUUUACACACCUGGAUUGUACAAUAUUUGCACAUUAUAGAAGAAGGAAAAAUAUUCAAGCUCUCAAGUUGGUUGGUGAUCAUUGCUAGACAAACAUUUUCAAGUUUUGCCAUACAAUUUCUAGACGAUUUAAUUCAAAACUGUAACUAAGCCACACGGGAACAUUCAAUGUCAUUUUGGUAUGCAACUCCAGUGUAUAUUUGGCCAUGUGUUUUAGGUUUAUAGUCCUGCUGAAAAAGAAGACUGAACCAGGUUUUCCUCUAGGAUUUUGCCAUGUCUUUUUAUUUAAAAAAAAAACACCUCCCUAGUUCUUGCUGAUGACAAGCAUACCCAUAACAGGAUGCAGCCACCACCAUGCUUGAAAAUGGUGAUGUGUUGUGUUGGAUUUGCCCCAAACAUAAAGCUUUGUAUUCAGUACAUAUUUUUAAUUUCUUUGACACAUUUGUUGCAGUAUUACUUUAGUGCCUUGUUGCAAACAGGAUGCAUGUUUUGGAAUAUUUAUAUUCUGGACGGACUUCGUUCUUUUCACUCUGUCAUUGAGGUUAGUAUUGUGGAGUGACUACAAUGUUGUUUAUCCAUCCACAGUUUUCUCCUAUCACAGCUAUUAAACUCUGUAACCUUUUUUAAAGUCACCAUUGGCCUCAUGGUGAAAUCCCUGAGAUGUUUUCUUUCUCUCCGGCAACUGAGUUAAGGUAAGAAACUGAGUAAUGAAAGCGCGUCCAUGCAACUUAUUGUGUGACUUGUUAAGCAAUAUUUUACUCCUGAACUUAUUUAGGCUUGCCAUAACAAAGGGGUUGAAUACUUAUAGACUCAAGAUAUUUCAACGUUUCUUUUUUUAUUAAUUUGUCAAAAUAUCUUAAAACAUAAUUCCACUUUGACAUUAUGAACCAGUGGGCUCCCGAGUGGCGCAGGGGUCUAAGGCCCUGCAUCUCAGUGCGAGAGGUGUCACUACAGACCCUGGUUCAGUGGUCUAAGGCCCUGCAUCUAAGUACUAGAGGAGUCACUACAGACCCUGGUUCCAUUCCAGGCUGUAUCACAACCGGCCGUGAUCUGGAGUCCCAUAGGGCGGUGCAUAAUUGGCCCGGCAUCGUUAGGAUUUGGCCGGGAUAGGCUGUCAUUGUAAAUAAGAAUUUGUUCUUAACUGACUUGCCUAGUUAAAUAAAGGUUAAAUUUAAAAUUAUGGGGUAUUGUGUGUAAGCCAGUGACACAAAAUCUAAAUGUAAUCCAUUUUAAAUUCAGGCUGUAACACAACAAAAAUAUGGACAAAGUCAAGGGGUGUGAAUACUUUCUGAAGGCUCUGUAUUCACAUAGACAUAAUCCAUUCACACUUACAUGGUCAAGAACAUACACAACAUACACACCUCGUAGCUCUACCACCACGUUUCAGUCAGUCAAUAGUACAUAGUUAUCAUUCAGCUGGUGUGUGGGAUACCUCACAUCCUCCACGAUGCAUCAGUUUUUGAACAUAUUUACUUGAUGUAUUUAGUAAAUGUCAACUUGUUUUAUAGGUUUCCUUUCCACUUUGUAUAUCAUUCCAAACGUUUCAUGUAAAACUCCAAAUGAUUUCUAAAACGAUUCAGGUUCUUCUAUAUCAACAAUAUGUUAAUAGAUUGCACUGAACACAGGUAAUAUACUGUAUAUUUCGUAUAGAUUUCUUAUAGGACUAUUGGAUAGAUUUGAAGAACCCUGAAGGAAACCUAUAGCCCGAUAUACAAUCCUGAAAUAUAGAGGCAGAAGACCUGAAGAUGUUUUAGCGAUGUUGUUAAAAAAAUAUAUAUAUGUAUAGUAUUUAAUGCAAAAACAAAUUACAGUGUCACGACUGGAAAUGUCUUACAACCAAUUUUCUUAUUUUGUUUUGUGCUUUUUUUAAAAAACAUGUUAUAUUGUUUCUCCACAGACAAUCAUGAAGUAAAGUAAAUAUAUGGGCUACUUCCCAAAUGGCAUCCUAUUCCUUGUGUAGUGUUCUACUAUGGCCCGUACGCCUCUGUGGCCCAUACGCCUCCGUGGCCCAUACGCUGCCGUACCCAUACGCCUCCGUGGCCCAUACACUGCCGUACCCAUACGCCUCCGUGGCCCGUACGCCUCCGUGGCCCAUACGCUGCCGUACCCAUACGCCUCCGUGGCCCGUACGCCUCCGUGGCCCAUACGCUGCCGUACCCAUACGCCUCCGUGGCCCAUACGCUGCCGUACCCAUACGCCUCCGUGGCCCAUACGCUGCCCUACCCGUACGCCUCCGUGGCCCAUACGCUGCCGUACCCAUACGCCUCCGUGGCCCAUACGCCUCCGUGGCCCAUACGCUGCCGUGGCCCAUACGCUGCCAUGGCCCAUACGCUGCCGUACCCAUACACUACUAUGGCCCAUACGCUGCCGUACCCAUACACUACUAUGGCCCAUACGCUGCCGUGGCCCAUACGCUGCCGUACCCAUACACUGCCAUGGCCCAUACGCUGCCGUACCCAUACACUACCGUGGCCCAUACGCUGCCGUGGCCCGUACGCCUCCGUACCCAUACACUACCGUGGCCAAAAGUUUUAGAACACCUACUCGUUCAAGUGUUUUCCUUUUAUUUUUUACUAUUUUCUACAAUAUUGUAGAAUAAUAGUGAAGACAUCAAAACUAUGAAAUAACACAUGUAGUAACUCAUGUAGUAACCCAAAAAGGUUUAAACAAAUCAAAAUAUAUUUUGUUUUUGAGAAUCUUCAAAUAGCUACCCUUUGCCUUGAUGACAGCUUUGCACACUCUUGGCAUUCUCUCAACCAGCUUCACCUGGAAUGCUUUUCCAACUAUCUUGAAGGAGUUCCCACAUAUGCUUAGCACUUGUUGGCUGCUUUUCCUUCACUCUGCAGUCCAACAUGCCAAACCAUCUCAAUUUGGUUGAGGUCGGGGGAUUGUGGAGGCCAGGUCAUCUGAUGCUGCACUCCAUCACUCUCCAUCUUGGUCAAUUAGCUCUUACACAGCCUGGAGGUGUGUUGGGUCAUUGUUCUGUUGAAAAACAAGUGAUAGUCCCACAAAGCCCAAACCAGAUGGGAUGGCACAUCGCUGCAGAAUGCUGUGGUAGCCAUGCUGGUUAAGUGUGCCUUGAAUUCUAAAUAAAUCACAGACCGUGUCACCAGCAAAGCACCCCGACACCAUAACACCUCCUCCUCCAUGCUUCACGGCGGGAAAUACACAUGCGGAGAUCGUCCGUUCCCCCACACCGGGUCUCACAAAGACAUGGUGGUUGGAACCAAAAAUCUCCAAUUUGGACACCAGACCGAAGGACAAAUUUAAACUGUAUAGCCAGUUUCAUCAUAGCGCUUGAUGGUUUUUGCAACUGCACUUGAAUAAACUUUCAAAGUUCUUGAAAUGUUCCAUAUUGACUGACCUUCAUGUCUUAAAGUAAUGAUGGACUGUCAUUUCUCUUUACUUAUUUGAGCUAUUCUUGCCAUAAUAUGGCCUUGGUAUUUUACCAAAUAGGGCUAUCUUCUGUAUAUCACCACUACCUUGUCACAUUUAAAUGCAUUCCAGGUGACUAUCUCAUGAAGCUGGUUGAGAGAAUGCCAAGAGUGUACAAAGCUGUCAUCAAGGCAAAGGGUGGCUAUUUGAAGAAUCUGUAUUUGUAUUAUGUAUUUUUAAUUUUGGUUACUACAUGAUUCCAUAUGUGUUAUUAUAUAGUUUUGAUGUCUUCAAUAUUAUUCUACAAUGUAGAAAAUAGUAAAAAAGAAAGAAAGAAAAACCCUUUAAUGAGGAGGUUUUCUAAAGGUUUUGACCGGUAAUGUAUUUAAGGAAGUGUCCCAUUUGAGAUGCAUCCAUGAUGUCAAGUUUUCCUUUUUCUUCCCCCCUCAUGUCAGACAUUUUGUUUUCCUUUUUCUUCCCCCCUCAUGUCAGACAUUUUGUUUUCCUUUUUCUUCCCCCCUCAUGUCAGACAUUUUGUUUUCCUUUUUCUUCCCCCCUCAUGUCAGACAUUUUGUUUUCCUUUUUCUUCCCCCCUCAUGUCAGACAUUUUGUUUUCCUUUUUCUUCCACCCUCAUGUCAGACAUUUUGUUUUCCUUUUUCUUCCCCCCUCAUGUCAGACAUUUUGUUUUCCUUUUUCUUCCCCCUCAUGUCAGACAUUUUGUUUUCCUUUUUCUUCCCCCUCAUGUCAGACAUUUUGUUUUCCUUUUUCUUCCCCCCUCAUGUCAGACAUUUUGUUUUCCUUUUUCUUCCCCCCUCAUGUCAGACAUUUUGUUUUCCUUUUUCUUCCACCCUCAUGUCAGACAUUUUGUUUUCCUUUUUCUUCCACCCUCAUGUCAGACAUUUUAACAACAUGUCUUCCUGUUUAUAUCACCAUGCCAACUUCCCACUCCAAGAAAUAUGUGUCAAUAUAAUUUUGUUUUAUUUCGGAGACCAUCAGUUUUAUAUGGAUAUCAUACUGUGUCGGUUUUGAGUACUUUGUUGAACGUUUGUGUGUUUGUUUUUGUGUUGAAAUAAAGAUUUUGAAGAAGUC
Oncorhynchus masou masou (cherry salmon) is the source of this 6766-nucleotide messenger RNA. It is a transcript of the gene dpf3, whose product is annotated as double PHD fingers 3. The record is from RefSeq and is a predicted model, not a curated record. Gene Ontology annotation, molecular function: histone binding; transcription coactivator activity; histone H3K4 methyltransferase activity. NCBI's taxonomy places the organism in Eukaryota, Metazoa, Chordata, Actinopteri, Salmoniformes, Salmonidae. The coding region runs from base 52 to 1248 and encodes 398 amino acids. The transcript is spliced from 12 exons. Gene Ontology annotation, cellular component: MLL3/4 complex. Gene Ontology annotation, biological process: positive regulation of transcription by RNA polymerase II.